AUGAUGCAAAUUGGGAAAAACUUGCCGCAUCCUAUUGCUGAAAAAAACACCAUUUCUCCAACUGGGCCUUGGCACAACGGUAUUUGCACUCAAUUGGUGGAAGAUAUAAGAGCCAACACUUGUCUGAAUGAAGGUAACGGAAUCAUGGUGACUCAAGUAGAGACUCACAAAAAAUAUUUCCUUGGGCUUACUGGAGAUAGCCUCAACUUGGCUGCGAUAAUCCUUAUCGUAAUGCCUGCUAUUAUCUCAUUUGGAUACAACCAGUCCUUACUAGGAGGAUUACUUGACUUUCCUGCUUUUGAGAAGCGGUUUCCUGAAAUUGCUGCUGAUUUAGCCACCGGUUCUGAGAAGAAACACAAGACGACCCUUCGAGGCACCGUCGUGGCCCUAUAUGCUGCUGGUGGUAUAAUUGGCUCCGUUUCGUGCGUGUGGCUCGGUGAUAUCAGAGGGCGUCGGUUCACGUUGUUUGUGGCAGCAAUUGUGCAGCUUAUAGGUGCGAUCAUAAUGACCACUUCAUACUCUUUCGCUCAACUCAUCGUCAGCAGAAUAAUCUUGGGUUUGGGAACUGGUGGUCUACUCGCUACGGUGACAGUGUGGCAGUCGGAAAUAAGUAACGCAAAGAGAAGAGGAUCUCAUGUGUCGUUCGUGGGGGUGUUUUUGGGAAUGGGGUUGUGUCUUUCGUUGUGGUUGGACUUUGGCUUCUUUUAUACUUCUGGCGAGGUUUCAUUUCGAGUUCCGUUUGUUUUUCAAGUCAUCUUCAGUUUCAUGGUUGCUGGGCUCAUUUAUAUGUUUCCUGAAUCUCCACGGUACUUGAUGAAAAAGGGGAGAGUAGAUGAAGCAGAACAAGUCAUGUUGGUGAUCGAAGACGGAAUGACAGAACCUGACGAAAUCCGCAAAGCCAUUCGAGACCAACAGACAUCUAUGGACUUGGCAGGCCAAGUAAAGUUCUGGGACUUUUGCAGAAUGGGGCCCCAGAGAACUCUCAAUAGAACUAUUCUCGCAGUGACUUGUUUGGCAGGUUUGCAACUCACCGGGGUCAAUGCCAUCACCUUCUACACAAGCACAAUCUUUGGUCGUUACCUUGGUUUGCAGCCACUGGUGGCCAAGCCAUUGGCAGCAGUCUACCAAAUGACAAGUAUAGUUGGUGGUUCUUUAGCAGCUUUCACCGUGGAGCGGUUUGGUAGAAAGACGUUGAUGAUAACAAGUGCAGCAGGAAACGCUAUUUGUAUGGCUUGCUUGGCGGCAUUACUUUCUUAUCCAGACAACAAAUCAGCGACGAAAGCAGCCACUUUUUUCGUCUACAUGUACCACUUUGUCUAUGUUAUCGGAUGGGGAGGGGUUCCCUUUUUAUACGCUUCGGAAAUUGCACCUUUAGCUCACAGGGCUGCUAUCAAUGGUUUGGCAGUGGGCGCAUUUUGGGCUUUCAACUUUAUGAUUGGAGAAGUUUCUCCCGACGCCUACGAAGGAAUUGGCGUCAAGUAUAUGAUUGUGUGGGCAUGUACCAACUUUGUGCUUGCUAUCGUUGUGUACUUCUUCUUUCCUGAGACUUCAGGUCGAAGUUUGGAGGAGAUUGACGAGAUCUUUGCAAUGGCUGACGGAUGGUUGGACGCUGUAAGAAUUGCAAAAAGAGUGCCCCAUAGGCACUCAUUUGAGGAGGCAGAAGAUUCCGAAAAGGUCAGUGGAUACUCACUUGGAUAUGAAAACAUGAAGGAUAGGUUUGACAAACCAAUAAUUGCCCACGAGGAGAAUGCAAAGUAG
Molecule: messenger RNA, 1758 nt
Organism: Meyerozyma guilliermondii ATCC 6260
Lineage: Eukaryota; Fungi; Ascomycota; Pichiomycetes; Serinales; Debaryomycetaceae
Exons: 1
Coding region: 1-1758 (585 amino acids)
Biological process (GO): carbohydrate transport; transmembrane transport
Cellular component (GO): membrane
Molecular function (GO): carbohydrate:proton symporter activity
Source: RefSeq, a predicted model, not a curated record